Messenger RNA from Eurytemora carolleeae, 1284 nucleotides. RefSeq names its product ADP-ribosylation factor 6 (gene Arf51F). Gene Ontology annotation, biological process: intracellular protein transport; vesicle-mediated transport. The transcript has 7 exons. NCBI's taxonomy places the organism in Eukaryota, Metazoa, Arthropoda, Copepoda, Calanoida, Temoridae. The record is from RefSeq and is a predicted model, not a curated record. Gene Ontology annotation, cellular component: cytoplasm. Gene Ontology annotation, molecular function: GTPase activity; GTP binding. The coding region runs from base 236 to 763 and encodes 175 amino acids.
AUUUAUCUAUUUUUCAGAUUAUUAAAAUAUGUAAAAGAGAACCUCAAUAUUAGAUUAUAGUGAUCUCUCUGAUCAAAUCAGAAUGCAAAAACAUUUCAAGCUUUCUCAUUCAAGAUCAUUCUUAGGAUCUUGAAUCACUAAACCAAGAAUGUUCACUUGUUUGUGAUUCGUGUAGCUGUUGAGUGAUUGAUCGAGUAUUAGUGAUUUGAUCAAUUGAAUUUGAUCAGAAGUCAGGAUGGGUAAAAUUCUUUCUAAGGUGUUUGGAAACAAGGAGAUGAGGAUACUGAUGCUAGGUCUCGAUGCUGCCGGGAAAACCACAAUAUUAUAUAAACUCAAGCUAGGACAGUCGGUCAACACAAUACCUACUGUAGGCUUCAAUGUCGAGACUGUAACAUACAAGAAUGUGAAAUUUAAUGUUUGGGAUGUUGGCGGGCAAGACAAGAUCCGACCUCUUUGGAGACAUUAUUAUACUGGAACUCAGGGACUUAUAUUCGUUGUAGACUGUGCGGAUAGGGAUCGUAUAGAUGAAGCUCGACAAGAACUGCACAGAAUUAUCAAUGAUCGUGAGAUGAGAGAUGCCAUUAUUCUUAUAUUUGCAAACAAGCAAGAUUUACCAGAAGCAAUGAAGCCGCAUGAAAUUCAGGAGAAACUUGGAUUAACGCGUAUUCGUGAUAGAAACUGGUAUGUACAGCCUGCUUGUGCAACAACUGGUGAUGGUUUAUACGAAGGAUUAACUUGGCUCACAACAAAUCAUAAAUCUUGAGUCCUUGGUGUCGAGGUUUAGAGAAAGGAAGCAUAAAACUUAAGAUUCAAAACAAACAUUUAUUGAUUAAAAACUGGAGUCUACUACACCUCCUUCUCCUAGUGAAUAGUUAUUUUUAGUAAAUAUACAGGUUGAUGAGAUAAACAAUAAACAUGAUUCAGGAGAACAAAGAGCUUUAAUAGUUUUACAUUAUUCAAUCCUGACAACAGUAUUCUCCCAACCUUGAUUCAUUCAUAUUUCUCAAACAAUUGAUUUAUUAAUUGAUUUCGGCAGUGAUCGAGUGUUGCAUUUCCAGUCUCCAACCUUGUUGUUAAAGUCUAGAGCUGUAGACAAGGAUAAGGGUUGUGAACCUCUGUGAUUGGUUUGCUGGUUCCUCCGGAGAACCAUCCCGCUCUGGUUGUCGAUUAAUCCUUCCAGCUCCAGCAUCAUGAACAAUAAUACAACGGUGAUAUUAGGUUUACAUCCUCUCACAUUUAUAUUUAUUUUAAUUUUAUAGAUAUUACGUCUUCCAGUGUUACAAA